Parascedosporium putredinis is the source of this 1122-nucleotide messenger RNA. The record is from the annotation of a GenBank genome assembly. Lineage: Eukaryota; Fungi; Ascomycota; Sordariomycetes; Microascales; Microascaceae.
AUGUCGACCGUGGAUCCUGACCAGCGCUGGGUCACCCGGCUAGAGAGCACGGGCCUAAGCCUUUUCGUUGUAUCUAUCGUUGGUGGCGUAGUCUCGCUCAUCGUGGUGGGCUUGAGAACGAUUAUCCGGGUCCAUGCACGGAACUUCAACUUGGACGAUGGCCUCAUGCUCGCCGGUCUGGUUGUCUAUCUUGCCGAUGUUGCGCUUGCUUGCGUGGGAGCCCUUCACGGACUCGGCACUCGCAACGCCGACCUAAACCAGCCUAUGAUGAUUGACUCGAUAAAAUACUUGAUGUUGUGGAUGUUGCUCUAUGUCAUAUCGUUAUGUUUGGUCAAGACGUCCAUCUGCGCCACUACGCUACGUAUCGCUACUACUUUGCCUAAGCUGCGCAUCGCUGUGUACAUCUUGUUGGGUUUGACAAUCGCUACCUUUAUCACAACCUUUAUCGGUAUCCUGCUGUUAUGCCGCCCAGUUGCGGCUAACUGGGACCCAACCAUCCUCGCAGAAGGUCGUGGCGAAUGCUCCCCGAUCACGUCUAUGCUGGGUCUAUCAUAUACGUCCACGGCAAGCACCAUUAUUACAGAUUUCGCCUGCGCCGUUCUUCCAGCCGUCAUCUUAUGGCAUACACAGAUGAAACUUUCUACCAAGAUCAUGGUUGCUACGGUCUUGUCGUUUGGAUCUUUUGCUUCGAUCUCAACUAUCAUUCGCACUCCCUACAUCGAUAACUAUAACAGGCCUCUUGAUGACCUUCCUUUUCAUAUUGCCAACAUCCCACUUUGGUCCAAUGUCGAGACUGCCAUCGGACUGAUCGCUGGAUCUCUUCCUGCUCUACGCCGAUUCUUCUUGGAUCGCCGCUCACCAAGAGUUACGACUCGCGGAACGACGGGUGGCUCCCGCGGCCUCCACCCCGGAUCCGUUGGGCUCGUGACCAUUGGCGGAUCAGGAGCGAUGUCUUCCAAGGCAAACAAGACUGAUCAGGGUGAUUGGACGCGCCUUGAAGAGGACACCGGUUCGGAUAAGGAGAGCACUGUGCCCAUCCGUGGGAUCCGACGGGACAUGACCUUUGAAGUAGAGACCUCUACGCUACCAGGUCGUGACGACAGUCCUAGACGCCCCGAAUAA